Eriocheir sinensis (Chinese mitten crab) is the source of this 805-nucleotide messenger RNA. Its product is annotated as late histone H1-like. NCBI's taxonomy places the organism in Eukaryota, Metazoa, Arthropoda, Malacostraca, Decapoda, Varunidae. Gene Ontology annotation, molecular function: double-stranded DNA binding; nucleosomal DNA binding; structural constituent of chromatin. Gene Ontology annotation, cellular component: nucleus; nucleosome. The transcript has a single exon. The record is from RefSeq and is a predicted model, not a curated record. Bases 90 to 629 code for a protein of 179 amino acids. Gene Ontology annotation, biological process: negative regulation of DNA recombination; nucleosome assembly; chromosome condensation.
GAGCGAUUUUCCCGCACGACCUCCAUCUCGUAGCUACUCUGUUGCACCAGCUAGCUCAGCCCAGCUCCCGUAGCAGCACCACCCUCAAGAUGGCAGACUCCGCAGCAGCCGCCCCCGCCCCCAAGAAGGCGAAGAAGGGAGCCGCCAAGAAGACGAGCCACCCCAAGUACUCUGCUAUGAUCGCCGCUGCCAUCACCUCCCUCAAGGAGCGCGGCGGUUCCUCCCGUCAGGCGAUCCUCAAACACAUCAUCGCCAACAACGAGGUUGACGAGAAGGCCGCCGCUACCCAGCUGAAGCUUGCCCUGAAGCGAGGUGUUGCCUCUGGAGCCCUCAAGCAGGUCAAGGGUGCCGGUGCCUCUGGUUCCUUCCGCAUCAACAAGCCUGACGAGCCCAAAGCUGUGGCCAAGAAGCCCGCUAAGAAGGCUGCCGCCAAGAAGCCUGUUAAGAAGCCCGCCGCCAAGAAGCCUGCUGCCAAGAAAUCCCCGAAGAAGCCUGCUGCUAAGAAAUCCCCGAAGAAGCCCGCUGCCAAGAAAUCUCCCAAGAAGCCUGCCGCCAAGAAAGCCGCGAAAAAGCCCGCAGCCAAGAAGGCCGCGAAAAAGCCCGCAGCUAAGAAGGCAGCGAAGAAGUAGUGUGUGAGCGUGCCCGUGUGAAAGGAUUGUGUGCGUGUGUGAAUGUGAUACCGGUCAUCUCGUGGUGAAUCUAUUCGACUCCGUAGGAGUAAUGUAUAAAUAUUAUUUAAUCGUACCUGACAUCCUCUGAGGAUGAGAUCUCUUGUAUAUGAAAAUUUAUUAAAUGCACUUUUAUA